CAGCUCCGCGAUCGUCCCGGCGCGCAGUCGGACCAAGAUGGCGGUUCAGAAGCCCCGGUCGAAGCGCGACCGAGUUCGUGCCGCUCGGACCUUUCGCGCCCUCAAGAUGCGCGUGGACUGCGUCGAUCCGGAGACGGGGCCCUUGGCGACUCUGGAGAACGAGGACAGCGAGACAGACGCCAAUUGGGACAUGCCUCCGGACCCCUGGGUCGACGGGGUGCUGGAGGGCGUCGACCUCGCGGAGGAGACGAUGAGCGACGUCGAGAUGGAGCUCUUCCUGGAGGGCCAGUUCAUUCUGGCUUCCGCAGCGCGGGUGUGGAGGCGUUGGGCGAUCAAGAUGCUAAUGGUGCUGCGCCUUGCUGCGGACCCCAGGCUUCUCUCAAUGCUGGUUCUGAAGAUCAGCGUGCUUCGCCUGGGCGCGAAGAAGGAGAAGGACGAGCCCAACCAGCACUUCUGCCCGCGCCUUCCAGGGUUCCAUCGCCGCGGAGACAACCCGCAUGGAUACUGGAUCAGAUGCCUGACCUGCUACCAGCGCAUCGACUUCGCGAGGUACAAGGACAGGAGCGGUCAGUCCAGCAGGGCUAUCGAGAGCGGGGAGAGCGACUUGAACGAGCUCGGCUGG
Molecule: messenger RNA, 622 nt
Organism: Prorocentrum cordatum
Lineage: Eukaryota; Dinophyceae; Prorocentrales; Prorocentraceae
Source: the annotation of a GenBank genome assembly